This is a messenger RNA of Magallana angulata, 729 nucleotides long. RefSeq lists its product as uncharacterized. The record is from RefSeq and is a predicted model, not a curated record. The transcript has 5 exons. The coding region runs from base 79 to 624 and encodes 181 amino acids. NCBI's taxonomy places the organism in Eukaryota, Metazoa, Mollusca, Bivalvia, Ostreida, Ostreidae.
AGGCGGCCCUCAAGAAGUUGCAACAGUAUAUGCAAAUGUUAACCGCAUCUUAUUAUUCGUCGAAGUGGUACAUCUAAAAUGGGGAGCGUCAACCAUCUGUUGUUAUUGGGGUUUGCAGUACUUAUGGUCACACAGUCCUAUGCCAUCCUUCACCCUGGCGGAGUCUAUGUGUAUAUGACCAAUCACCCCAAGUCUGUGGACCACUAUGUCUUCGUGCGUUAUGAGAUAGGCUCCGAGGCAAGGACGACCAAUUAUGAAAUCAGACACAAUGAAAAGGGCUGCUACAAUUUGACAAACUUUGUGGUGGAAAGUAUGGGAAGUAUGGGCAACCACGACUGGAUAGAGGUGACAUUUGGAAAAGAUUGCGUCGCGGGUAGGGCAAUAGUUGAACAUCGUCUGACGGAGGAGGAGUCGUUCAGCGCGAUUAAUGUAUACUGGUACAACAAGUACUCUGAUGAUCCUGAAAACCCGCCCACGUGUAACCCCGUCAUGUACCGCUAUCACGUGAUCUUUACCCUGUCAAAGGAUCCCGCUGAGAAUGUGAAACAGAUGAUACAAAAAUAUGUGGAGGAGAACAACAUUAGAGGACUACGCAAAUACGACCCUGCUGAAUGUGACGUCUGAGAUCGGGGUUACAGAAGAAAGACAACUCUAGAUGCAGAGAAAUGCAUGAAAAUUCCGCAUUUUUUCCGCUUCUGCUUCUGAAAUUUUUUAAAUAUUACGCAGCCC